GAAUCCUCCACAGCUUGUGCGCAGCCUGUCGUUUCCUGAUGUAAUGGCGGGUAAAUCGAAAAUAUUUUCGCUGGUAGCAAUUAUAUGAUUUAGAUCUCAAGCUAAAGAUGGACCAUCCAGAAGAGGCUAUUGAUAACAGAGAAGUGAAAUUCACUUAUGAAGAGCUACUGGAACAGAAUAAAUCUUUAGCUGAAGAGCUCACACAAUGCAGGGCUGACAAAGAUUUUGUAUGGACAUUAUGGAAACGCCUUCAAGCAGACAAACCAGAUGUGUCAUCAGCUGUCAGUAUGGUAAUUCAAAGAGAGCAAGAAAAAGCAGAAGCUAAGGACAGGAAAAUUUUGGCAAUUCUUAAGGAAAAGGAUAACAAUAUAAGAAUACUAGAAGAGAUUGCUGCAGAUUUAGAGGUCCAACUGAAACAAUCAAUGGAAAGACUAUCUGGCCUGCUUGUUGAUCGUACAGAAUGGGAAGGGAAGAUUGAUGAACUGAGAAAGACUGUUCAGAAACUAGAUGAAGAAAAGAUUUACCAACAAGAAGUGAUGAAAGCAAGAGAAAACCAGAACGAAAACGAACGGAAAAACUAUCUAGCUGAAAAUGAAGCUCUGGCAAAAUCAAACAAAGAAUGCAGUGAGCGCAUCAAAGAUCUUGAGCUUGAAGUUGAUAAACUGAGCAAAGAAAAAUCAAGUGCUGCAACAUUAAUGGAGACAAAUACUGUUCUUCGAGACAAAAUUAAGGUGCUUGAGAAAGAUUUAGAACUCACAAAACGCGAGCAUGAUGAAAAGAUUUCAAAGUUGAAGUUACGAGAAGGACAACUUCUGGAAGAGACUAUAGCUGUAAAUGAGCAGCUUGAGCAAGUUGAGCAGAAAGACGCCGAGAUCGCAGCCUUGAGCUCUGAACUUAGAAAGAUGAGAUACGACCAUGAAGAGUGCUUGAAUCAUAUUGAAGAACAGAAUGCUAUUAUCAAGAAUUUGCAGCUUUUACAGGAUGAGACGCAACUAAUACUAAAGAACCAGCAGGAAAGCCAUAAAUCUGAGGUUAAGUCGUACAAAAAUACAUUGAACGAGCUAAGAAUGAAAUGCCUUUCACUGCAAUCAACAAGCGAAAAACUUCAUGGCGAUACAGAUGCAUUAAGAAAGAGUCUGAGUGUACGACAAAGAGAAAAUAUAGAUAAAGAUAUGGUGAUUGCUGAUCUAAAGGAAAGUUUAAAGACAAAACACGAGGGUUUUGACUCGGAAACUCAAACUGUUGACUUGAACUGUAGCCGUUGCCGAGAACUAGAGGAGCAGCUAGACGAUGUGAAGGACGAAUUCGAUAGCUUAAAGGACAUUGUACAGGAAAAAGGAAGGCGAAUUUCUUCGUUGGAAAAAGUAUUAAGCGAACAGAGGAGGCGGAAUAUGGUUUCGAAAGAAGAUAAUGACAGCGAGUUUGCCGAAUCCAAUUCAAAUUUCAAAUCAAGGAUUAGAAGUCUGGAAAAGGAGAUUGAAGAUUUAAGCACUCUUUUGACUUUGAAGGACAUCGAAGUUCAAGAAACUAGAAGGGCUCAUUCUCGCAGACUCCAACGAUACAAAUCUCUGAAAGAGAAUUAUUCAAUGAUUAACAAACAACUACUCACAUUUCAGCAGGAUGCACCACUUAAGGCAAUCAAUGAUGUAAACAUACGUGCUGACCCCAAAUCUCUCCAGCGGGAGGAUAGCGAAGCUGUUUGGAAUGAACUAGCAUUCUACAGAAAGCAAUACAAUUUGCUCAAAAACGAAAGAGAGGAUUUGGAAGAGGAGUUUGACAACCUUCGAGUAAAAACGAUGGCUGCCAAUGCCAAGAUAAAGGAAUUGGAAAUUGAACUUGAUCAUGAACAUAGUGAAUGCCUCAAGCUUCGAAGUGAAAUGCAAUCAAAGGCGAAGUUUGUAAGUCCUUCAAAGAUGUACUCCAUGGAAACUCAGGUAGAAAUAUGGCGAAAGAAGUCUAAACAACUGGAACUGCAAAAUGAAGCGCUGAAUGCUGAAAAGGAGGCUUUAACCCAACGUGAAAAAUAUUAUAAAAAAGAGAUUGUCGGCCUCACAGAUGAAAUCGACCAUAUUCACAAGAAUAUUAGGGAUAAAAUUGAUGCAGAGGUUCAAGCAUCUGAGGCCAUCGAAGCUUUGGAGCAACAAGCUAACAAGUCUUUGGACAGGAUUGCUACCUCAGUUAACGACAGAAAACGACAUCUGAUUGAGCAGUACAUUCAAACAAGCCCUAUAUCACCAAUACGAAGGCUGUCACCCAAAAGGCCAAUCAGCCAGUCAACCCAAAGUACACAGACGAUAGACUCAGAGUCAAGUUCAGAACACGAGUUUCCUUUAUCUAGAAUACCUAAUCAUAUUCGCCAUAAACCAAAACGACAGGGCCCUGAAAGAGAUGUCCUGAAAGAAUGCGAUAAAUUGUUUGCAGAAGACCUGCAAACUCCAAAUAGAAAUAUUAGGAAAGUUACUAACAGCUUGUCCCCUGUUCUCAAUGGCAAAAUCUACAAAAGAAAGAAAAUGCCACUGAAAAGCAGCCCUGCUGUAAGAGAGCAAACAAGUCUGAAAGUUAGGAUUCUGAGUCUACAGCAACAGGUAGAUGUUCUGCGAAGUGGCAAAUCAAGGCUAAGUGCCGAGCUACAGGAGCAAAAAGAAUAUAACGAAACAGCCAAGGGAGAGCUAGAUGUUGCAGUAAAGAAGCUUGAAAUGAGCAAAGUCACCAUUCAGAGGUUAUCCGAUGAAGUUCAGCGGUGUUGCAGUGAUCGAGAAAAUUUAGAAAAAGAAUUGGAAAACGAAAGGAAGAAGACAAAACCGCCUGAAAUUGGUUAUAAAGAAAUGGAAAAUAGAUGGAAAUUAGCGACGACAGAAUGCUCAAAGCUAUCUUUUCAAGUAAAAACAUUACGUGGAGAGAAUGAAAUGAUGUCUGCAAAACAGAGAGAGUUUCAGGAAAGGAUUGUGUGGCUAGAGAGGCAGUUGAAUCAGAAGAAGCAGUUACUCGAAGACAUGAAAGAGAAGCUUAAGGAAACAAAUCAAAUGACUGCGAAAGAAAAAGAAGUUCUGGAGGAAAUGAAAAAGAAGAAUAAAUCACUUUUACUGAACGACGAUCAAAAGAAAAAAUAUAUCGACGAUUUACGCAACAAGAUAAACCAGUUAUCAUUAGAAAAAAUUGAACUUAAAAAGCAGUUGCAGGAAUGCAAAGAAGAAUUGAAGCGAAAAUCUCGCUUACUGCAGCAGAGCCAAGAUUUAUGUAGCCAUGCAGAAAAAGCAGUCAGCGAAAUGGAAAAGGCUGCAUUUGACCAGCUUCAUGAGCAGGCAACUGAGCAAGAAAAGUUAUAUGCAAACCUUAAGCAGGAUUUGAGUACAGAACGCGGGAAAGUCGUGGAAUAUCAAUGGGUCAUCAAGCGAAAAAUCGAUAAAAAUAUGGAGAACAAGAAACACCGCAACGCGUCGAGAACAAACAAUAAUGAACACAAUCAAAGUAACGGUGACUACCACAUUCAAACAGCUCGGAUUCAGAAGUAUCGUAGUCAUCUUCUCACAGUAACGGGGCAACAUUCGUGGAUAUGAAAGAGAGGGUCUCGAAAAGGAACUUUUCUGACUUAUAUUUCUCUCUCACAAUCAUUUUACCUAACCCUAUUUACAUUGCAAUGUGAAAGUAACUUACAUGAUGAUUUCAACAACAAAUAUUAGCAAAUAUCACUGCAGAUUGGCACUAGCCAUUUAGCGUUCUAUAAACAAUGCAUAUUUCUAACGUGUCAGAAACCUUCGUCACAGAAUAGAAAAUACAAAACAAGUGUCAAAUUUGCAUGUCUGUAAGAUCUGUUGGUUAUCAACCGCAAGAAGUUAAGCUGUUUUCAUCUAAAGAGCAACAGCCUACCAUAGACUUUAGAGCAUCAAUAAUUAAAACGUGUGGAUUAAUGUUUUUCGUUAUUAUAAUAAAAUAUUCAAAGAAAAAAUGUGCCUGUUUAACCUGAUAGCUAAAGUCACGAAGUGUCAAUUUCCCUUGUUUAAGAGCUCGGGCUCAUUUUCAACCUUCCCCUUCCUUCAAACGAAACAGUAACCAUCCCGUGCGUUUAUACGUGCAAAAAGUGUUCAGAUAUGAUAUAGUAUGAUGCUUAACCAGAAAGAUUUUGGCUUUAAUUGAUAGAAUCCUUAGAAUUAACCAGGAAUAAGAAUUCACAAUUUUCGAAGCCCGUCCUGCAGGAAUAGCUGCCAUUUUGAAUACUGUUUUCUCAGCUGGCUCAAUUUUCAAAACUCGGUAUCAUUGAAGUGAAUAAUUUAAAUUCGUUUAUUGUUAUUUGUUUCCUUUCAGUCAGGUUGCUAAAAACGUUUUGUUUGAUAAAAAGCUAAUUGUAUUGUUCGAUAGCUCUUGCGUACAUCUCAGCAUGUACUGCCUGCUGCUUAUACACAGUAAAUUAAAUGACACUAGUGUUUAAUACAAAUACCAAAAGCGUUCCAGUAGAAAAACGAAUGCGAUCCCUGCAGUUUAUCUUGGAAGCUGUUCAUCACAAGGGACCCCUAAAUGGAAGCUGAAUGGAACAACCAGGCUCACCCGCUUGUACUCAUUAUUCUGAACAUUUGCAUAUCUUUUUUAUAUCAUAUCUUUCAAAUUCAGGUUCUCUUCUUUGAAAAACACGAGUUGUUGGUACAAUACGUAAACCAGUUUUGAUGCACCAGCUUUCGUAAAUAUUUUAUCCUCACCUAAUCCAAGUAUUAUAAUUAGUUAUUCUUCCACAACAUUGUCGUAUGAUUGUUAAAUCGAUGUUAGAUUUGCCUAUUUCGGUUUCAUAGACCUAGGAAACCUUUUAAUUUACAAAGUUUACACGUGUUUGUCAGUAUCUCCGCGUUCAAAGCCUGGUUUCCUAGCCAAGCCUAAUCAAUAUUCCCAAGCUAUCGUUGUUCUUCAUUGACACGCAAUAAGAAAUCCUUAUGCGAUUUCCUC
Messenger RNA from Rhopilema esculentum, 4932 nucleotides. Lineage: Eukaryota; Metazoa; Cnidaria; Scyphozoa; Rhizostomeae; Rhizostomatidae. The record is from RefSeq and is a predicted model, not a curated record.